Molecule: messenger RNA, 1378 nt
Organism: Callorhinus ursinus (northern fur seal)
Lineage: Eukaryota; Metazoa; Chordata; Mammalia; Carnivora; Otariidae
Gene: SLC35G6
Product: solute carrier family 35 member G6
Cellular component (GO): membrane
Source: RefSeq, a predicted model, not a curated record
GUCACAAGGGCUGGAGCUCUGAAGGGCCCAGGCCCCCUGAGCCAGGAGUAGAGAGGAAGUCCAAGGAAAGAUGGCUGGCAGUCACCCCUACUUCAACCUGCCUGACUUCACUCAGCCAUCGCCGCCCUCCACUCCGCCCAGCCUCCCCUCGCACCAGCGCUGCCGGCCUUCCGAUGCCACCAAGGGCCUGCUCGUGGCCCUGCUGGGUGGGGGCCUGCCGGCUGGCUUUGUGGGCCCCUUCUCCCGUAUGGCUUACCAGUCUUCCCACUUACCCUCGCUGGAGCUGCUCCUCUGUCGGUGUCUCUUCCACCUUCCCAUUGCCCUACUACUGAAGCUGCGUGGUGACCCACUGUUGGGACCUCCCGAUGUCCGGGGCCGGGCCUGCCUCCAUGCCCUGCUCAAUGUCCUCAGCAUCGGAUGCGCCUACAGUGCAGUUCAGGUGGUGCCUGCCGGCAACGCGGCCACGGUCCGCAAAGGUUCUUCCACCGUCUGCUCUGCUCUCCUUGCCCUCUGCCUCGAGAGUCAGGGGCUCAGCGGCUACGACUGGUGUGGUCUGUUGGGCAGCACCCUGGGACUAAUCAUCAUUGUGGGACCUGGACUAGGGACACUGCAGGAGGGGACCACGGGCCUCUACACUGCCCUGGGCUAUGUGCUCGCGUUCCUGGGCGGCCUGGCACUGUCGCUGGGGCUCCUGGUCUAUCGCUCCCUGGACUUCCCCUCUUGCCUACCGACAGUGGCCUUCCUGUUUGGCUUGGUGGGGCUGGUGGGCUCUGUGCCAGGCCUCUUUGUACUGCAGACCCCUGUGCUUCCCAAUGAUCCUCUGAGUUGGAGCUGUGUGGGGGCCGUGGGGAUCCUCGCCCUGGUCUCCUUUGUGUGUGUGAGCUAUGCAGUCACGAAGGCCCACCCCGCCCUGGUGUGCGCCGUCCUGCACUCCGAGGUGGUGGUGGCCCUGAUGCUGCAGUAUUACGUGCUCUAUGAGACCGUGGCGCCUUCCGACAUCAUGGGGGCAGGGGUGGUGUUGGGCAGCAUCGCCAUCAUCACGGCCCAGAACCUCAGCUGUGAGAGGGAAGGGCAGGUGGUGGAGUGAGAUCGAACUGGAGAGCCUGGGGGUUGGGGGGGCAGGGGCACAUAGAAGCACUAGGAGAGACUGGAAUACAAACGUGGGAGAAGUGACCGGAAAAGAGCUGAUACGGGAGAGGGACACCCCUUGGAGUCAGGGAUGGAGAGGGUCUCUGCCUAGAAGACCUGGAACAAGCGUGGGGACUGAGACGAGAGGAGUCUAGGCUGGGGCUUGGGGAUCAGGGCAUAACUACGGGGUAAGUAAGGUCUGAGGAGCAAACCAAAGGGGCUGAGAGGCAGGCGGGCCAUGAGCCAUGGG